This is a messenger RNA of Nanorana parkeri, 410 nucleotides long. It is a transcript of the gene TP53, whose product is annotated as tumor protein p53. NCBI's taxonomy places the organism in Eukaryota, Metazoa, Chordata, Amphibia, Anura, Dicroglossidae. Gene Ontology annotation, cellular component: nucleus. Gene Ontology annotation, molecular function: RNA polymerase II cis-regulatory region sequence-specific DNA binding; DNA-binding transcription factor activity, RNA polymerase II-specific. The annotation marks the transcript as partial. The record is from RefSeq and is a predicted model, not a curated record. The transcript has 3 exons. Gene Ontology annotation, biological process: regulation of transcription by RNA polymerase II; apoptotic process.
GUCAUGUGACUCCCUCACCCCCAUGUUUCUGUUCUCUCUCAGACUUUGCCCCUCGAAGUCACCUGAUCCGCGUGGAAGGGAAUUUAAUGGCUCAAUACUCGGAGGACGGGAACGGGCGUCACAGCGUGUGCGUGCCUUACGAGGAGCCGCAGGUGGGGUCCCAGUGUACGGCCGUCCUCCUGAACUACAUGUGUAACAGUUCCUGCAUGGGGGGUAUGAACCGCAGACCCAUCAUGACCAUCAUCACCCUGGAGUCCAAGGAGGGCAUCCUCCUGGGCCGGCGCUGCUUCGAGGUCCGCGUGUGCGCCUGUCCUGGUCGGGACCGCCGGACUGAGGAGGAGAACUUCACCAAGAAAAAGGAGCUGAAGGGCAGCGGGAAGAGAGGUGAGACUCUGCGGAGGUGGGACCAG